Molecule: messenger RNA, 2840 nt
Organism: Hylaeus volcanicus
Lineage: Eukaryota; Metazoa; Arthropoda; Insecta; Hymenoptera; Colletidae
Product: piggyBac transposable element-derived protein 4-like
Exons: 1
Coding region: 561-2369 (602 amino acids)
Source: RefSeq, a predicted model, not a curated record
UGGCGAUACUGUUUCGGGGUCCAUAAACUGAACAAAUAACAGAAAUUGCGAAUAUUACUGUUAUUCUCGGAUUAAUUUAUUUAUACAGAGUAUUAUUAAUUUGUUUAAAACUAAUCUGUACUUUGUACACAAUAAAAUUCUAUUUACUCUAAAACUACUCUGUAAAAUUACUCUGUGGUUUACAUAUCAAAGUAUAAACCUUUGCAGUCAAAGUCAGGUUAUCCCCGACACGAAUGUUUACCAUUUGUUUACGCAACUCUAUUGACUCGACUUAGUUGUUUUUAGAGAUAAACAAUAACUAUUCGGUUGACUGGAUCGUUGCACGAUCACUUAGAAUGUUUAUAUAUGACGUUUAUGCGUUGUAUAUGUAAAAAAUAAACAUGAUAACUCUGCCAGACCUUCGUAUUUCCUACAUAUAUCCGUAGCAUGAUUACGAUAUUCUUUUGAUGAACAGCACAAAGCUGUAAUUGUAACCUAGUCGUUCUAUUAUUCUUUUCGUAUUAUCUUUCCUCUGUUAUUGCAUAUUUUUGUUGCAAUAUUUUGCAUACCAUUGCUCUGAAAUGCCUAAAAGAAAACAAGAGCGCAAUACAGUUGAAGAUGUACAAAGUAGUGAUGAUGAAUUUUGUACAGUGUAUUUGGAUACAGAUGUCGAAGAUACUUACAACAAUAGUAGUUCUGACACUGGUGGUGACACAGACUGUAUAAAAAAACGUGUAAAGCACUUAGAGAUAUCAAGCGAUAGUGAACUAGAAGACUUUGAAAUAUUUGAGGGAGAAUUGAAAGAAUAUACUGCUUGGCAUGAAGUUACAAGCGAAGACAUAAAUCCUCCAAAGCUAAAUUUCUCACCAGGACCAAAGAAUGUUGGACCACAGACUCCUGAAUCUUGCGUAGAGCCAAUUGAUUUUUUCAAACUGUUUUUCACAGAUGAAUUACUCUCAAAUAUCAUAGAGCAGACGAAUCGAUAUGCCAAUGAGAAAAUUAAAGAGAAAAAUUUGUCUAAACGUUCUAUUUGGAACAAUUGGGUGGAUGUUACCGUAGAGGAGAUGUCAGCAUUCAUAGGAGUUAUAUUAAACAUGGGUAUCAUCAUAACUCGUAACUUGAAAGACUACUGGUCUCAGCAACACAACUCGAGGAUACCAUUUUUCUAUGAGAUCUUUCGAAGAGCAAGAUUUCAACAAAUCUUUUGGAUGCUACAUCUACACGUAAACGUUUCAAACGACAAAAGCAUUACGACGAGAAUACAAAAGAUUGGUAAUUACUUAGACUACAUCGAUAAUAAAUUCAAAGAAUAUUUCGUUCCUGGGAAGGAGUUGUACGUCGACGAAUCGAUCGUAAAAUUUAAAGGAAGAAGUAGUUUCGUUACAUACAAUCCCAAAAAGCUAACAAAAUGGGGAAUUCGAAUUUACAUUUUAGUAGAUUCCAAUACUGGAUACAUAUAUUCAUUUUUACCAUAUUAUGGCAGCUACACUGUAGAGUCUCUAAUGCGAUCUGAGCUUCCCGUAACAUCGAGAAUCGUGCUGCAUUUAUACCAACAAGUAUUAAAUUUUAAUCCUGAAGCUCAAGGCUAUCAUAUAUUCACCGACAGAUCUUAUACAAAUUUAAUUCUGGCCCAGGAAUUAUUGAAAUUGAAAUGUUAUAUUACCGGAACGAUGCAGCCAAAGCGGAAGUAUGUUCCAGAGAUAAUAAAAGAACCAGAAUUUAAAGACAACAACGUCUUUGCUUGUCGAUCUGGGAACUUGUUACUAUUGGCAUGGAAAGAUAAAGAAGUAAUCACGAUGCUGAGCACUCUGCAUUCAUCCGAAAUGGAAUCGGUAAAUUCACGAGUGCACGGGGGUGUUAUCGUUCGUAAACAAAAACCAAGAAUGAUUAUCGAGUACGAUAAACAUAUGGGUUGCGCAGAUAAGAUAGAUCACAGCAAUUCUUAUACAUUUUUACGCAAAUCUCAUAAAUGGUGGAGGAAGCUGUUCUUUUGGGGAUUGGAGUUGUGUGCUAGAAACAGUUACAUUUUGUACAAGGAGUCUUUAAGAACGGAAGGUAAAACUCCAAUGGCACACUUGAUAUUCUUACGAAAAUUAGUAGACCAAUUAGUGGGCAGUUUUCGCGAUGGAUGUACAUCACGAGGCAGACCGUCUACUUCCGAUAAGGAAGAAAGGCUUAACGGAAAGCUUCAUAUACUUCGACGAAACGACAGAGGUCGAAGCAGAGAUUGCUUGGUGUGCUCUAAUAGGAGGGUUAAAGGUGGAAGACGAGAAUCGGCGUACCACUGUGAUACUUGUUCUCGGAAACCAGGACUUCACAUAGGGGACUGUUUCGAGAAGUAUCAUACUCAGGAAAAUUAUAAAACGCAAUACUUAAUAAAAUACGAUUAGAAGUGUCGCCUUUCAUUGGACAAUUUGAUUAAAUAAAAUUAAUUUUAUUCAACGACAAUGUUUCCCCUUUCCUGAGCGAAUAUAAUUCCUACCAACGGGGUACCCUCGUACCAAAGUAAAAUUUGUAAAGAGUUAGUUUCUCGUACGCAUGCGAUUUUUCAUUUGGAUAUCAUUACACAUCGUUAUCUAUUGUAAGGUUUUCAUUAUUCAAGCGUAUUCGUUAGUUAUAUUUUCUUUUCAUCAAAAUGAAUUAUCGUCAGAAUUACAUAAAGAACUUUGUUACUAAAUUGAAAAUUUGUAAAUCGAAUUUAGACUCGAAAUGUAAAAAGUUCCUACUUCCAUGUAUUCCAGGUGCAUUUAAUUAAUCAAUAAUCGUGUAAUUAAAAUCUAUUACCUUAAAUUUUGUAAUAUAGAUCUUUUUGCUCGGUUUAAUUACAUUUAAUGAUGUAAUAAAUAAAUAUUCAAGUAAUA